CAGGCGUCGCGAUGGGGCUCGUUUCUACAGCAGGCCGUGGCGGGCGUCGAGUCCCGCUUGGACAACAUCCUGGCCGAGUCGGACGAUGAUCGCAGUGCGACGCCACCCGCGGCGGCUGCUUCUGCUGCUGCUGCUACGACGACAACGACAACGACGACUGCCAACUCUCGGGCAUCGUCGACUAGCCGCGCAAAUGACCGACUACAAGCAAGACUGGCCAAGGCCUUGGCUAACAAGAAUGCGCUUUCGCCGGCGAAUGCGUCACCACGCAGCUCCUUCGAUGCGGCCAGCCGAAGCUCCAUGGAGAGGCCCUCGAUGGAUCAAGACCAGUCUGAGAAUCUGCCGGGACAGAAGCCCGCAUCCGAGACGGAGUCGCCUCAAAUUGUCCCUGAUCCCACAAACACCUCUACGGAGACGACGACUACGGAGACGACCGCAAUACCGAUAACAAUAACGGACGAUGAUGCGGCUAUAGAGUCUACUUCGGAGCCGGCGGCUGAAAACGCAGAGGAUACCCCUUUAGGAACGGAAGAGGCACAGACGCUCAAAGAGGCACAGACGCUCAAAGAGGUACCUUCAAAAGAAGAGGAGGAAAUAUCGACAAAAGUGGUGAAAGACGAAACUCUGACAGGUACCCCUGGUGCGGCAACAACGGUUGUAGAAAAUGGGCCUGGUGCCGACGAAUUAGCUCGCGAGCUUGAGGAGGCAAAGUUGCGACAUCGAGAGGAGAUUCAAGAGUACGUUGAACGGAUAGACUCUAUACAGUCCAAGCUCCAAUAUCUCUCUAAAAAUGCCGCCGACUCUGCAAAGCAGGCUGCGUCAGCUGCCCCAUCUGGUAGCCAGGAAAAGAAGCUUGCGGAGAAGGAUGAGCGGAUCGCGCUGCUGAUGGAGGAAGGCCAGAAAUUAGCUGGAGCAGAGCAAAAGUACCGAGCAGCGAUCAAGGCUUUGCGGCUUCAGGUGGGCGAGCGCGACAAGCAGUUGGACGAAGCACGGAAAGCAAAGGACAAAAUGUCACUCGAUAUCCAAGCGCUGCGCGACCGCUUAGACGGAGAUGAAGAGAAGGAAAAGCGCCAGCAGGAGGCCACCAAAGCGACAGCGGCUCUGCGGAAGGAAAUUGACAUCUUGAAGAAGGACAAUGCCAACAAGGAUGCUACGAUUCGUCGGCUUGAACAGGAGGUAAAGUCAAAAGAGGAACAAGGCCGGGUUGCCAAGGCGGAUGCUGUGAGCAAGGCGUUGGCCGCAGAGCGAGUGAAGCAAAAGGAACUCGAAGAGGCAAAUGAUGCUAUUCGAGCGGAAUUAGAGGCUCUAGGCGAGAAAGCCCGACUGGAUGCCAUAGAAGCGAGCGAAAAGCUUGAGCGUGCCAUUCAGCGCGGUAACACCGUCGAGGCCGAGCUACGUCUUGAGCUUCGGAGCAUGGAGGGCAAGCUGGAAGGUGUACGAGUAACCGCGGAAGAAGCUGCCUCUAGCACAGGAGGUGAGGCUCAGGCUAAGCUGUUCCGGCAGAUAGAGACGUUGCAGUCACAGUAUGCGUCGGCCAGGCAAAAUUGGCAGGGCAUUGAAGCGUCUUUGAUGUCGAAAACGACCAGCCUGGAGAGCGAGAGAGACGAAGCACAGCGUCGAGAGUCUGAAAUGCGCAAGAAGGCACGGGAUGCGGUACGUCUGACAUGUUCUGAUCAAUUCCAACCCUUUUUCUGUCGAUAUUCAUCUGCCAAGCGUAGCAGAAUUCUGGAAGAUGAGCUACAAGAUGCCCAGAUGCAACUGGAAACCUGCCGCGAGGACUUGGCUGCUCUCCAAAAGACCUCAAAAGCUACCGAGACGGCCCUCGAACAAACCCGCACAGAUCUAGACAAGGAGAAGCAGGCUGCAAGCAGAGCCUUUACGGCUGAAUCAGGGAGACAAUGGAUCGAUGAAGUUGCGGGUGCAGCGCCAUCACGAACCCAAAGCCGACCAGAGUCGCCAUUACUCUCCGUCCCACGAACAUUCAGCUCCGAAGCUGUCUCAUUAUCUGUUCCCAACCGCAUUCGACGAUCUCCCACUCCUGUAAAUAUACUAGAUACCGCAGCAGAAGGAUUCAGUCCUCUUCGCCGGUCUUCCGCAUACCUACCGCCUCGUAUAGGGACAGGGCCGCUGUCACUUUCCGGAUCCGUUCCUCCAUCUCCCUUCUCUCCUCUGGAUCAGCCGUUGGAAUCACCACCGACAAUACCUCCGUCUGUGACAGAGAGAGAAAAUGGAAUCAGCGAUACGGCCCCUUCGUCGCCUCGCAAUCUAGCACAAGAUAUGAUUUCAGUGUCAACGGUGGCGGCAGGUCCGUCUGUUCAAUUAGUAGAACGGAUGAGUGCCGCAAUUCGUCGUCUGGAAGCCGAAAGAGUUGCUGCCAAGGAAGAGAUGGCGAGGGUCUGUAGUCAGAGAGAUGAGGCGAGGUCAGAUAUGGUGAGCCUGAUGAAGGAUUUGGAGGACGCAAAGGCAGCAUCUGCAAGGGUGCCGGAUCUGGAAAAGGAAGUUGCCGACCUGGAUACGAGAUACCAAACCACCUUGGAGUUGUUAGGAGAGAAGAGUGAGCUGGUUGAGGAGCUGAGAGCGGAUGUAGAUGAUGUGAAGACGAUGUAUCGGGAACUGGUAGAGCGAACUGUAAAAUAA
Messenger RNA from Trichoderma atroviride IMI 206040, 2637 nucleotides. Lineage: Eukaryota; Fungi; Ascomycota; Sordariomycetes; Hypocreales; Hypocreaceae. The record is from RefSeq and is a predicted model, not a curated record.